AUGGCGGCCGUUACUUCUUCAUGCUCCACCGCGAUCUCCGCCUCUUCCAAAACCUUAGCGAAGCCAGUCGCCGCAAGCUUUGCUCCUACUAAUCUCUCAUUUUCAAAGCUUUCUCCUCAUUCAAUUAGGGCUCGUAGAUCCAUCAUCGUCGGCAGCGCAAUAGGCGCCACUUCGGUGUCGGCACCUCCCGCUACUCUUCCGGUUUCGCUCGAUUUUGAGACUUCUGUCUUCAAGAAGGAGAGAGUUAACCUCGCCGGACACGAAGAGUACAUCGUGAGAGGAGGAAGAGAUUUGUUUCAUUUGUUGCCUGAUGCUUUCAAGGGGAUUAAGCAGAUUGGUGUCAUUGGAUGGGGUUCACAGGGACCUGCUCAGGCACAGAAUCUACGUGACUCGCUUGUUGAAGCAAAGUCUGACAUCGUGGUUAAGGUCGGACUCAGGAAAGGUUCUAGUUCCUUUAAUGAGGCUCGGGAGGCUGGAUUUAGUGAGGAGAAGGGAACUCUAGGUGACAUAUGGGAAACUAUAUCGGGCAGUGAUCUUGUAUUGCUGUUAAUUUCUGAUUCUGCACAGGCAGAUAAUUAUGAGAAAAUAUUUUCCCACAUGAAGCCAAACAGUAUACUUGGGCUGUCCCACGGUUUUCUUCUUGGGCACUUGCAGUCAAUUGGACUUGAUUUUCCCAAAAACUUCAGUGUAAUUGCUGUGUGUCCAAAGGGGAUGGGUCCAUCUGUAAGGAGGCUGUAUGUACAAGGCAAAGAGAUAAACGGUGCUGGAAUUAAUUCAAGUUUUGGAGUCCACCAGGAUGUGGAUGGCAGGGCUACUGAUGUUGCUUUGGGGUGGUCUGUUGCCCUUGGUUCUCCUUUCACAUUUGCCACUACAUUAGAGCAAGAAUACAAGAGUGACAUUUUUGGAGAGAGAGGAAUUUUACUGGGUGCUGUUCAUGGAAUUGUUGAGUCCUUGUUUAGAAGGUACACUGAGAAUGGUAUGAGUGAGGAUCUGGCUUAUAAGAACACCGUUGAGUCCAUAACAGGAGUAAUAUCUAAAACCAUCUCAACUCAGGGCAUGUUGGCUGUAUACAAUGCUUUAUCUGAAGAUGGAAAGAAGGAAUUUGAAAAAGCAUACAGUGCUUCUUAUUAUCCCUGCAUGGAAAUUUUGUAUGAGUGCUAUGAGGAUGUAGCCAGCGGUAGUGAGAUUCGCAGUGUUGUUUUGGCUGGUCGUCGAUUUUACGAGAAAGAGGGUCUGCCUGCAUUUCCCAUGGGUAAAAUUGAUCAGACCCGGAUGUGGAAGGUUGGUGAACGCGUUCGAUCUACAAGGCCGGCAGGUGAUCUAGGCCCUCUAUAUCCAUUUACCGCCGGUGUCUUUGUGGCAUUGAUGAUGGCCCAGAUUGAGGUCUUGAGGAAGAAGGGGCAUUCUUACUCUGAAAUCAUUAAUGAGAGUGUGAUUGAGUCUGUUGAUUCUUUGAAUCCAUUCAUGCAUGCUCGCGGUGUUUCUUUCAUGGUUGACAACUGCUCAACCACAGCAAGGUUGGGUUCAAGGAAAUGGGCUCCCAGAUUUGAUUACAUUCUAACUCAGCAGGCCUUGGUGGCAGUGGACAGUGGAGCUCCCAUCAACCAGGACCUGAUCAGCAACUUCGUGUCAGACCCAGUGCACGGAGCCAUUCAAGUUUGUGCUGAGCUAAGACCCACAUUAGACAUUUCAGUGCCGGCAGAUGCAGACUUUGUCCGUCCUGAAUUGCGCCAGUCUAGUAACUAG
Lathyrus sativus (Indian pea) is the source of this 1746-nucleotide messenger RNA. Lineage: Eukaryota; Viridiplantae; Streptophyta; Magnoliopsida; Fabales; Fabaceae. The record is from the annotation of a GenBank genome assembly.